This is a messenger RNA of Populus nigra (black poplar), 1310 nucleotides long. RefSeq names its product 28 kDa ribonucleoprotein, chloroplastic-like. Gene Ontology annotation, molecular function: mRNA binding. Lineage: Eukaryota; Viridiplantae; Streptophyta; Magnoliopsida; Malpighiales; Salicaceae. Gene Ontology annotation, cellular component: cytosol. The transcript is spliced from 5 exons. The record is from RefSeq and is a predicted model, not a curated record. Bases 67 to 960 code for a protein of 297 amino acids.
ACAAUAUCAAGGCACCUUAUCAGACAAAAAAACCCAAAGCGUGGUUCCUCGCUCGCUCACUCACUCAUGGCUUCACUUCGUCUUCCAUGUUGUCUCUCAUCAAAAACGCCUUCCUUCUCCAUUAAUCCAAUAACCCCCAAGUUAUCUUCUCUCCAUAACCACCCUAACAACUUUACUUUUAAUACCAACACCAACGACAUCUCAUUAUCUCACUCUCUUUGUUUUCCAAUUAGAAACAACGACAAAUUCAGGCAUUUCCUUUUGCAUUUCUCUUCUACAACUCAAGACCUCCCGGUUGUUGAUUCCUCUUCACUUGAUGAUGUUGUCACCGAAUACCAAUCAAAGGCUGAAGAAAAAGAAGAAGAGUUUUCGAAAACCAGACUGCUUGCUUCGAAUGUUCCAUGGAAUUGUACUGCGGAAGACAUUAGGGCUCUGUUUCAGAAGUUUGGGACAGUUGUAGAUGUUGAGCUUUCAAUGUAUAGCAAGACCAGAAACAGAGGCUUGGCGUUUGUCACUAUGGGCUCCCCCGAAGAGGCAGUUGCUGCUCUUAAUAACCUCGAAUCUUAUGAGUUCGAGGGCCGUACUUUGAAGAUGAAUUAUGCAAAGGCAAAAAAGAAAAAACCUUCACCACCCCCACCACCCAAGCCAGGGCCAACGUUCAACUUGUUUGUAGCGAAUUUGCCAUUUGAAGCAAAGUCGAAAGAUCUUAAGGAGUUCUUUAUUGCAGAAGGUGCUAAUGUUGUUUCUGCUGAAAUUAUAUUUCAUGAUAAUCCUAGAAGGCCCUCCGGUUAUGGAUUUGUGGCGUUCAAAACUAAAAAAGAAGCUGAUUACGCCAUUUCUACUUUCUCCGAGAAGGAAUUCAUGGGAAGGCAACUUAGAGUUGCUCGCAGUAGACAAUUUGUCAAACAACGAAAAGAAGAUGCAUCACAAUCUGAUGGUACUUCGGGAACAGAUACCUAAUCAAGAAAUUGGAGGCAAACUUCCAAAUAACUCGAAUUGAUUAGGCAUUUUGAAUUCUAUUGAUGUAACCAUACAUCUAAUCUGGUAUGUGUUUGGGGGUGGCUAUUAGAGGUGAGAAUCAUGAGUUUAGAUUUUUAUGCUUGUCUUGGCUGUCAGCAUGGAUGUAGAUAGGGCAUUUUAUGUUUGCCAAAACUGGGGGAUUAUUCUUUGCAAAGGUAAAAUGAAAUCAAUCAAGGAACAAAAUAGUUGAGGAUGGAAAAGUGGGACUAUAUAGUUAGAAAGAGAGAAAGAAUGAAUUAAACUUUUGAUGUGGGGCAUCAAUGAAUAGAAGAGGAGAUUUCCAUUUACAA